CCAGCCCAGUCACUCGCAUCGUCGACUACCUCUUGCCAUCGGUUCUCCCGGGAAGUUUUGCGGCGGCCUAGGGUUUUAGCAUUCUCACCUCAGCGGCGGCGGCGGCGGGGGACACCGGAUUUUCCGCUCCGAUGCCUCGUCAGCACGCGCCGGCGUUCACGCCGGAGGCGGCGUCGGCGUCGGCCACCGGCGGGGCCGGGGAGCGGCAGAGCCUCCCGGCGCUGCAGGCGAAGAUGAAGCGCGACCCGGAGGGGUACGAGGAGGAGCUCCGCCAGCUGCGGCGCCACUUCGAGUCAUCGGUGUUCCUCUUCCGGCAGCAGGCGGCACUGGCCUCCACGUCCUCGUCCGGCGGCGGAGGGGAGGUGGCCAAGGAGCUCGGCGACCUCGCGCUGUUCCUCGCCCACGUCGCGCCCUUCUACCCGGACGACCUCGCUGACUUGCCCGACCAGAUUGGUGGCCUGCUUGACACCAACGCGCGCGCGCUGCCGUCCGGGCUCCGUGUGCACCUCGUGCAGGCGCUGAUACUACUGGUGAAUCGGAAGAUUGUUGAUCUGGAGGACACAAUGGAGUUAUUUAUGGAGCUUCAAGUUAUAGGGGACCGGGCUGUCAAAAAACUAGCAUUCUCACAUAUUGUACACAGUAUCAGGAGAAUGAAUCAGACCCACAAGAAUGAAGCCAGGAAUCGUAAACUGCAAAACAUCCUUUUCACAUUCCUACAGGGCGAGGAAGAGUCGAGAGCAAAGAGGGCCUUUACUAUUCUAUGUGAUCUUCACCGUCGGAGGGUCUGGUUUGAUGACCGCACAGCAAAUGCUAUAUGCAAUGCUUGUUUCCAUGGUUCUUCUAGAAUUAUGAUAGCCGCUAUUUCAUUCCUUCUUGGGUAUGAAAACGUUGAGCAAGAAGAUGAUAGUGAUGCAUCCAGCAGUGAAGAUGAAGCUCAAAACCCUCAAAUUAUUCUUAGUAAAGAGGAUGUUUACAAGGCAAAUCACAAGGGCACUGCUGCUACUAAGAAAAAGAAGAAAGCUAAAUUGCAGCGUGUGAUUCGUAGUAUGAAAAGGCAACAACGUAAAUCCACUGAGGACACUGGCUCCAAUUAUUAUUCACCACUGACGUAUUUAAAGGAUCCUCAGGGUUUUGCUGAGAAGCUCUUCUCUCGGCUCCAGAAAUGCAAUGAGCGGUUUGAGGUAAGGAUGAUGAUGUUAAAGGUUAUAGCGAGGACUAUUGGGCUGCAUCACUUGGUUUUGUUGAACUUCUAUCCAUAUCUUCAAAGAUACGUUCAGCCUCAUCAACGAGAUGUAACAACUUUACUUGCUGCAGCAGUACAGGCUUGCCAUGAUAUGGUGCCUCCUGAUGCAGUUGAACCACUGUUUAAGCAGAUAGUAAAUCAAUUUGUGCAUGAUCGUUCUCGCCCAGAGGCUAUUGCUGUUGGCUUGAAUGUUGUGCGAGAGAUCUGCAUGAGAAUACCUUUGUUGAUGAAUGAAGAUCUACUCCAGGACCUUGUUUUAUACAAAAAGUCCCAUGAAAAAGCUGUUUCCAUUGCCGCUCGUUCUCUAAUUACUUUAUUCCGGGAGAUCUGUCCUUCUCUGCUAGUCAAGAAAGAUCGUGGGCGUCCUGCUGAUCCGAAGGCUCGACCAAAAGCAUUCGGCGAAGCAACUAUCGCUUCUGAUGUGCCUGGAGCUGAGUUGCUAGAUGAAGAUUUUUCAUCAGAAGGGGAAGGCUCAGACGAUGAGUCUGAUGCUUUUGAUUCUAAUGAUGAGAAAGAGUUGCAAUCUGCUCGUGGUACUAAACAAAAUUUGGAUGGUUCGUCUGAAGCAAACAAGCUUGACACAGAUGAAGGUAUGAAAGAGGAAGAUCAACUAUCUGGGGAUGAAGAUGAUACAGAGGAACUAGAUGAGGAUCAAGACAUCUCUGACAAUGAUAGUGAAGAAAAUGAUGAUGAGCUAGAAUUGGACUCUGAUAUGGAUGAGGAGAAUGAUGUAUCUGAAUCUGAUGAUGAUGAGGAACUCAGUGAGAAAUUGGAUGAUUCUGAUGAAGGCUCUGAUCAGGAUGAUGACAGUGACCAGGAUGAUAAGUCAAAAAACAGCAGUCGCAAGGCAAAUAAGAGAAAGUUGAGUGAUUAUAUAGGGCAACUUAAUGCUGCAGAUGCAAGCCUUCGAGCUCUGAAGAAGUUGGCAGGAGCCAAGAAGGCUGAAGCUUCGUGCGAUGAAGCUGGUAAAAUCUUAUCUGAUGAAGAUUUUAAGCGUAUUAAGGAGCUAAAGGCAAAAAAAGAAGCAAAACUGGCUCUGGCACAACAUGGACUCGGCAAGGGCCAUGACACAAAAUCAGUAACCUUUAAAAUGCCUUCUUCUGAUCAGCUUAGUCUGAAACGGGUUGACCCAUCCAAGCUUGAGGCUCACAUAAAGAGAAAGCUUACGAAAGAGGAGAGAUUAGAAAUGGUGAAGGCUGGAAGAGAGGAUAGAGGAAAAUACCAAGCAAGAACAGCUGUGAAACAGAAAAAGACCGGUGGCUUGAGCAAUAGGCAGAAACAACACAAGAAGAAAAUGCCCCUCGCUGCAAGCAGAGCGAAGGCAGCGCGUUCUCGACAGGAGAAGAAAAAACUGCAAAAGCGCUCGGGAAAGCAAUUCAGAGGACGGAAGGCGUGGAAAUGAGGGAUUUUUUGUACUUGCGUUUGCCAAUUCUUGUGGUCUACUGGCCAAAAUUUUGACUCCUUCAGUUAAUGAUUUUCGUAUACAAAUAUGGUUUCACAAACCGUGUAUCAUCGAUUUUUCAAGUGCUGGUGUAUUCUUUUGUGAGUGGAGAGAAUGAAGCCGGUAUAUCAUCGCUCACAGUGGUUGCUCUAUGAAUUUGGACAGUACUCGUAUCCAGAAGGUUCAGCA
This is a messenger RNA of Oryza sativa Japonica Group (Japanese rice), 2873 nucleotides long. RefSeq lists its product as uncharacterized. Gene Ontology annotation, biological process: ribosomal large subunit biogenesis; ribosomal large subunit export from nucleus. NCBI's taxonomy places the organism in Eukaryota, Viridiplantae, Streptophyta, Magnoliopsida, Poales, Poaceae. The record is from RefSeq and is a predicted model, not a curated record. Gene Ontology annotation, cellular component: nucleolus.